Messenger RNA from Fragaria vesca subsp. vesca, 990 nucleotides. RefSeq lists its product as uncharacterized. The record is from RefSeq and is a predicted model, not a curated record. The coding region runs from base 1 to 990 and encodes 329 amino acids. NCBI's taxonomy places the organism in Eukaryota, Viridiplantae, Streptophyta, Magnoliopsida, Rosales, Rosaceae. Gene Ontology annotation, biological process: negative regulation of DNA-templated transcription. The transcript has a single exon.
AUGGAUAAACGUUUCAAGCUCAGGUUCAAAUUCCCUCCUAUGAUCCAGUUUUGCCGUCCUAAACACAACUCCAAAAAUCCGGCGGUGAUUCCAGCAAUUUACCGCCUGACUCCGAUAAACCCUAAAGUCGGGGACAUCGGCUACCCUAACGUCGUCCUGCCGGGACCACCGCCGUCAACACCGGAGGACUCUUCAGUCAAGCGGCAGGUGUCCACCUCCGGUACCAAGGCCGUCGGCUGCGGAUGCAAUGGGGCCAGGUCAUGGACGCGAGACUUCUCGUACUCCAGCAUGGAGUUACCGGAAUAUGAAGUUAAUGCAACGCCGCAUUUGGUGACCGAGAAGUACUACAACAAUAAGAAGAACAAGAGCAGCAACGAGAAGAGGAGGAAGAAACCAACAGCGAAAGCGAAAGCCAGUCUUCCUUCAUCGGAAGGCAGUAACCACUGGUUCAGCAGCGAAGAGGAGAAUGAAGAGAGUGAGACCCCAAUCUAUUCUUCGAGAAGCUUCUCGACAGACUUCUCAGCUGUGCUCGAGACUAUAAGCGAGGAAUCAGACAAACAAGGUAACAAAAACAAAAAGAGCAACAACAAUAAGGUUAGGAGACUAAAACGGAGCGUUUCGAAGAACUGGAAAGAAACCGGUGAUAUUGGGAAGAUCAAGUCGGUGUUCCAGCCGAUGAGAGUGUGCAGGAGACAAGGGAUGGUGAAGGAGAGCAUGGCAGUGGUGAAGAAGUCAGAGGAUCCAUACGAGGACUUCAAGAAGUCGAUGAUGGAGAUGAUAAUGGAGAAGCAGAUAUUCGAGGCCAGAGAAUUGGAGGAGCUGCUGCACUGCUUCUUGACCUUGAACUCGCGCCAUUAUCAAGGAGUUAUAGUUGAGGCCUUCUCAGAGAUAUGGAAGCUCGUCUUCACAGACACACCCUCAACGUCAAGUGAGUUCUACUGUUUUGCGGAUAAGUCGCAAAUAGACCAGAUGUCCAAGUUGAAGAUCUGA